Messenger RNA from Elgaria multicarinata webbii, 2269 nucleotides. RefSeq names its product calreticulin (gene CALR). NCBI's taxonomy places the organism in Eukaryota, Metazoa, Chordata, Lepidosauria, Squamata, Anguidae. Bases 95 to 1345 code for a protein of 416 amino acids. The transcript has 9 exons. Gene Ontology annotation, cellular component: endoplasmic reticulum membrane; endoplasmic reticulum. Gene Ontology annotation, molecular function: calcium ion binding. Gene Ontology annotation, biological process: protein folding. The record is from RefSeq and is a predicted model, not a curated record.
GUCCGCUCCUGUCAGGCUGAAGCGCGGAGGUCGUGUUUCUUAAAGGGCCAGGCGCCUCUUGCCACCGAGCGGGGGGGGAAAAAAAAAAGGAAAUAUGGGUCCCGUCUUAGUCUUCUGCUCCUUGCUGGCUCUGGCGUCGGCUGGGCCUUCCCAGUACUUCAGGGAGGAGUUCGGGGAUGGAGAUGCCUGGACAAGCCGUUGGGUAGAGUCAAAGCACAAACCCGACUAUGGGAAAGUCAUACUGACGGCUGGCAAAUUCUAUGGCGAUGCAGACAAGGACAAAGGACUUCAGACAAGCCAGGAUGCUCGUUUCUAUGCUAUCUCCGCUAGCUUUGAUUCCUUCAGCAACAAGGACAAGACCCUGGUGGUGCAGUUCACAGUGAAACAUGAGCAAAACAUUGACUGCGGAGGUGGCUAUGUGAAGCUCUUCCCCUCAAGCCUGAACCAAGAAGACAUGCAUGGGGACUCUGAAUACAACAUCAUGUUUGGUCCCGAUAUCUGUGGCCCUGGUACCAAGAAAGUUCAUGUGAUAUUCAACUACAAAGGCAAAAAUGUCUUGAUCAAUAAAGACAUCCGUUGUAAGGAUGACGAGUUCACCCAUCUCUAUACCCUCAUUGUCCGCCCUGAUAACACAUAUGAGGUGAAGAUUGACAACAACAAAGUGGAGUCUGGCAGCUUGGAGGAUGAUUGGGAUUUCCUGCCUCCCAAGAAAAUUAAGGAUCCAGAUGCAAAGAAACCGGAGGACUGGGACGAAAGGGCAAAGAUAGAUGAUCCUGAAGAUACAAAACCAGAGGACUGGGAUAAACCAGAGCAUAUUCCUGAUCCCGAUGCCAAGAAGCCUGAGGACUGGGAUGAAGAAAUGGAUGGAGAGUGGGAACCACCGGUAAUUCAGAAUCCAGAAUACAAGGGGGAGUGGAAACCUCGUCAGAUUGAUAACCCUGACUACAAAGGGAAAUGGAUUCAUCCUGAGAUCGAUAAUCCUGAAUACACACCUGAACCCAACCUGUACUCCUAUGAGAACUUUGGUAUCAUUGGCUUGGACUUAUGGCAGGUCAAGUCUGGCACAAUUUUUGACAACUUUUUGAUCACUGAUGAUGAGAAAUUUGCUGAAGAAGUUGGCAAUGAAACCUGGGGUGCCACUAAGGAUGCUGAAAAGAAAAUGAAAGAGCAGCAGGAUGAGGAGCAGCGAAAGAAGCAGGAAGAGGAAGACAAGAAGAAGAAAGAGGAGGAGGGAGAAGAUGAACCUGAGGGUGAAGAUAAUGAGGAGGAGGAAGAUGAAGAGGAGGAGGAGGAAGAAAAGGAGGAGGAGGAGGAAACAGAGGGCCCGUUGAAGGAUGAGCUGUGAUUGGGGGUUCUUGAGUUGCUUGUUGGCUGAGCCUUGGCCUGGACCUGUACCAUGCAGUCCGCUUGGUUGAACCCAACUAAGGAGAAGGGGGAUAACAGUAAUGUCUCUAUGAGACAAAAGAACUUUCUUUUUUUAUUGGUGUGUGUGUUUGUCUUAACCCCCUUCCCAAAUACCAUCAAUUAUUCAUUCAUGUGUGUAGAGGGGAACUAGAACCUGCAUCCCAAGAAGGCGAAUUGUAGGAAUAUAACCCUUUGAAAUGGGGGGAAUACACCAUUGACCUUGUUUUUUUAAUAGCCACUUUUUCACUGAAAGUUUGUUUCCAGUGACCCUCCAUAAAUGGAUGUCAAAAAAGCAGAACUACUCUGUCCUUCCUGAGCUUUCCCUUACCCUUUUAAAGGUUCACGGAGCUUCAAAUGGUGGCUUCAUACUAGGAUGGGAAGACAAAAAGGCUUCCACCAUGUCUCAAAAGAAAUAAAAUUAAAACAACCAGUAUUGUAUAUACCAUGUGGGUCCUAUCUCAUUCUAGGAAGAACAUGGAGAGUGGUAGUAACUGGGUUCUUUUUGCUGCUGUGCACAUCAGACAAAUCAAUUUGUGUUUUUUUUAAAGCUCCAAGAAAUGAGCAAACUAUUUUUUUAACCUGUUCUGACUGCUUCUCUAGUUUUUAGCCUUGUCCUGUGGGGGUGGGAGUGGGGUGUCAUUUCAGAACUUUUCCUGGAGGAUCAGUGGGGGGUGGGGGGGGUGAGUAAUUUCUGCUUUGUGUUAAAAGAUUUCUUCAGGCAAGGAGCCAAGAACUGAAAAGGGGCUUCUGGAGGCAAAGCGACAAACACCAGAAAAGGGGGGGGGGGUCAUCUCACUUGUUCACACUUGAAUGUAUGAAAGAUUGAAGAAAAUUUCUAUUAAAUUAAACUUCAUGUCUGGCCCAU